This is a messenger RNA of Colletotrichum karsti, 1140 nucleotides long. RefSeq lists its product as uncharacterized. Lineage: Eukaryota; Fungi; Ascomycota; Sordariomycetes; Glomerellales; Glomerellaceae. The transcript has 3 exons. The record is from RefSeq and is a predicted model, not a curated record. Bases 1 to 1140 code for a protein of 379 amino acids.
AUGCGUUUUCCCUGGAUCCCGUUCACGUCUCUGCAUGUUCUACUCAUCAAACACGUAACAGCGUUCGACGGAAAGGUACACGACAAUGAUGGGGCAAUAUUCGGGUCGGUAUUCGCAGCAGACCUCUCUAGGAACCUCGAGCCUCUACCGACGCCGCCCCCGAGACUCGACGCUAGAGAUACGAAUCCAAAGGAUUUGGGCAUCUGCGGAUACUACACCCUCUCCAUGAACAAAGAAAUUAGAACACACAGAUGUGACAAGAUGGUUAACUGCAUUACCUCUGGGGCCUAUCUCGGCUGCGGCGCCGGCGCCUUCACUACAUGCUUCAACGCCCUGGAGCAUGAUGACUGUCAACCCGGAAAGACGGCGGGAUCGAAGACGCUUUGCUGCCGCGAGACUUCCGGGUAUGUCCCCCUCUGUCGGACCUUCUUCAGAGACGACUCCAUCGACGGGAUCAGGCAGAUGGUUCUGUGCGGAGGGAGUAGUAGUCCCACACUGGACGAAGUCAUGUCGCUGUAUCAUUCGACGGAUCCCCUCGUCCAGCCCGCAAUUCCCACAGUGAGCAUCCCUCCGAGGACGACUUCCACUACUACCAGAACCGGGUCUACGGUAUCCGGAGAAGUCACGGCCAGCCUCCCGGGAACCUCGACCCCGACAGCGACAUCCUCGACCGCGACCUCAGUCCCAGCGUCCCCUUCACCGACUCCGGAAGAGAUCAGCUACAGCAACGACAGCUCUCCCUCGUCACAAGCCGGUGCUAUUGCCGCCGGCGUCGUUGGGGAGUUGGCGCUAAUCGGCGCCGCCGUUUGCUUUUGCCUCUGGCUGUUCCUGCCUCGCGUACGACCGUCCUCCGAGGAGGAGGAGCAGGAGAGGGCUGAUGUGCCGACGGUCCAGCGGAUGCCGACGCCGCGGAUCGAGCUUCCAGGAGACCUGCCGCAGGAGGGUUGGGGAAGGGUGGAUUCCAGGGCCGAGAUGGCGUGCGAGGAGCGGUCGCCGCUUUCUGGUCCGCGGGCGCUGUCCGAGUCGCCGGUGAUGGGGGCGGUCUCGCCGGGACCGGUGUCGCCUGGGUCCUCCUCUGCGACUGGGGACAGCGGGCUCGGGACUCCGAUUCGGCCGGCUGAGCUGCAUUCGGAGCCUUGA